UAUCUCUCUCUCUCAAAUAAAAUCGUCGUCCCUACUCAGAAUCCAAAUUCUUGAACAAAAACUGAGCAUAAUUUCCCUUUCUGUGCUAAGACAGCCAGUGACCAUGGCCAACGAGAAUGAGAAGAAGAAACUCAAUGAAGAAGAAGACGACGAGCCCAAAAUCCCAGUCUUCACAGUCCUUAAAAAUGGAGCGAUUCUCAAGAACAUCUUCAUCGUCAACAAACCCCCACCCCCACCUACCAAUAAACCAAUCUCCUCCAUCCAUCAACAAACCCAAGAAGAAAUCUUGAUCGUCGGUCGCCACCCCGAUUGCAACAUCGUCCUGACUCACCCCAGCAUCAGCAGAUUCCACUUCCAAAUCCUCUCUAACCCUUCUUCCCAGCAGCUCUCUCUCACCGAUUUAUCAUCAGUGCAUGGCACUUGGGUUUCGGAGAAGAGGCUUGAGCCAGGGGUCAGGGUGGAGCUGAGGGAAGGGGACAUACUGAGGGUUGGUGGUUCCAGCAGGGUCUACAGCCUUCACUGGAUACCUUUGAGUCGAGCCUAUGAUUUCGAAACGUCUUUUGUUCCGUUGACAAAUAAUGAUGAAGAUGAAACUGCAGAAGGAGUAGUCCAGGGUGAGAAUUCUCUGUCAGUUGAAAAUAAAGAAAUUGAAUCUCCGGAUUCAAAUUCUGUGGGUAUAGAAUCCUUGUUGCCUGAUGAAAAUUUUGGACUAAGUGGGAAGGAGGAGAUCCCGUCAGCACCUCCAAUGCCUGAAAAUGGCAUUUACUCAAUUUUUGAUCAAAUUGAAGAAGGUAUUGAUGAAAUGAAUGAAUUCUCAAGCUUCUGGGCAUUUGGAACUGAAUCGGUGAACCUAUUUUUGAAUAUGGAAGAAUCUAGUUCUAAUCCAAAUGAAAACCCAGACAGUUCCUCUUUUAUUGAAACGGAAAGGGAAACUUAUCCUACUGCUCAAGUGCCUGAGGAAACUGAGAACCAAAGCCCAUUGAUAAAAGACCAUGGACAGAUUGAUAUUUCAUGUCCGUCUGGACCUCUAGUGAUGGAGAACCUACCCUUCCCGAUCGGCGAAGUCCUUGGAGAGAACAAAGAUGAACAAGUUGAAGAAGAAAGCCUGGAACCAAUUUCGAACUUGCUGGUUAACCUGAAUUUUGAACAUUUAGAAGAAAAGGAAGAGGAAGCUUAUCCCGCUGCUCAAAUACCUGAGAAACUUGACAGCCAAAGUCCCCUGAGAAAAGAUGAUGGAUCUCUAGUGAUGGAGAACCUAUCUUUGCCGAUCGGCAAAGUAUUUGGAGAGGACAAAGAGGAACAAGUUGAAGAAGAACGCCUGGAACCAAAUUCGAGCUUGCUGGUUGACCUGAAUUUUGAACAUUUAGAAGAAAAGGAAGAGGAAACUUAUCCUGCUGCUCAAGUACCUGAGAAAAUUGACAGCCAAAGUCCAUUGAGAAAAAAUGAUGGACCUCUGGUCAUGGAGAACCUAUCCUUGCCGAUAGGUGAAGUCCGUGGAGAGGACAAAGAUGAACAAGUUGAAGAAGAAAUCCUGGAACCAAUUUCAAACUUGCUGGAUAACCUGAAUUUUGAACAUUUAGAAGAAAAGGAAGAGGAAACUUAUCCUGCUGCUCAAGUACCUGAGAAAAUUGACAGCCAAAGUCCAUUGAGAAAAAAUUAUGGACCUCUUGUCAUGGAGAACCUAUUCUUGCCGAUAGGCGAUGUCCUUGGAGAGGACAAAGAUGAACAAGUUGAAGAAGAAAUCCUGGAACCAAUUUCAAACUUGCUGGAUAACCUGAAUUUUGAACAUUUAGAAGAAAAGGAAGAGGAAGCUUAUCCUGCUGCUCAAGUACCUGAGAAAAUUGACAGCCAAAGUCCAUUGAGAAAAGAUGAUGGACAGACUGAUGUAUCGUGUCUUUCGUCUCCUCUUGUGAUGGAGAACUUAUCCUUUCCAUUUGGGGAAGUCCUUGCCAAGAGCGAAGGUCAACAAGUUGAAGAAGAAAGCUUGACCUUGGAACCAGAACUAAACUUGCUGGUUAACCUGAAUUUUGAACAUUCUGAUGAAAUAGAAUGUCCAGUGGAUGAAAGAACUGGAGAAACUGAAAACAAAAGUGUGUCACCAGAAGACCAUGAAAAGAGGGAUUCUACAGGCCUCCAUUCUGAACCUCGUAUGAAAGAAUCUAUAAACUCAUCUACACUAGAUGGGAUACUGUCAGAGUUAAUAGAUGACAGAGAGAGCCAGACCCCACAAUCUCUCUUUACUGCAGUAGGACAGCCUGAAUCAGACCUCUGUGAAAGCCCUCCACUGAGAUCAGAGAAUAAAUCAGGCAUGAGGGGAAGCAUUUGGGCAAGAAGAGGUAAACGUGCUAGUGUUGUUCAGCUUCAAACAGAUAAGAGUAGAGGGAAAACAGAGGAGGCAAGAUAUGGUGAUGACAUUGAACUAGAGGAGGAAAUCUUUACACCAGACAAGGAAAAUUUGACCCCAAAUACUCUUCGACUGAGGUCCUUGAAAAGGAAUGGUGAGAUAGAAUUUAAGCAUUCCAAGUCACGUAGAUCAUCCUCGUCGAAACUAAGUUUAAUUUCCAGUAUCUGUCAACAAGAUCUGAUUGUAUCCCCAGAAAAAGAAAACCAGAAAUUGAAGGAACUCCGAAAAAGAAAAUCAGUAGGAACUACUUCUGGAAAGCAAGCUAGGGUGGAAAAAAAGUUGGCGGAAACAAAAGAAAGAAGAGAAAGGAUGCCAUUUCAAUCACUACUUAAAAAUUCUGGAGGCAAGAACAUAUCAGAAACCUCGGUCCCAAACACAGCCACAAGAAGCAGCGCAUCUUCCAGUUGUACUAGAACCACGGGAAAGGUCGCCAAUCCACUCCUUAAUAAAUCUUUUGGAGAAGGAAAGAGGAGGGGCUGGACUAUGGUUGCAGACACUACUACCCUUCUUGACAAGGAAUCAAGGAAGUCAUUGCAGCUUCUACAAGGUCUUAAAGGGACUCGGUUAAUAAUUCCAAGAAUGGUCUUACGGGAACUGGAUUGCUUGAAGCAACGUGGAAGUCUUUUCAGAAGGAAAACAGAGGCUUGUCUGGUGCUCAAAUGGAUUGAAGAUUGCAUGGUAAAAACAAAUUGGUGGAUCCAUGUCCAGAGCUCAAUGGAAGAUGGAAGACUGAUAGCUCCAACCCCUCCUGUUUCUCCGCAGUCUCUAUCUAGUGAUAAGAGCUGGGCCUUUCCUUCUGGGGCAACAAGCUCAUUGCCUUUUUCAAGAUGGAGUUUGAUGGACCUUGUAUCACCAACAGCAGAAGACCAUAUCCUUGAUUGUGCUCUUUUGCAUAGAAAGAUGAAGAAUGAUGGACAACUUGUCCUUCUAAGUAAUGAUGUCACCUUGAAGAUCAAAGCCAUGGCAGAGGGUUUGCUUUGUGAGACAGCUGAAGAAUUCCGUGAGAGUCUGGUGAAUCCAAUAUCUGAGAGGUUUAUGUGGCCUGAUAGCUCUCCCCGUGGGCGCACUUGGUCAUACGUGCCCGAUGCAGUUUUGAGAGAAAGGUACAGCAGCUGCCCUCUGAAGAAGUCAUCAACUGGAGAAGGUGCAAAGGGUUUGAAGCUCAUUUUGCGCCAUAAUUCUCAUUAUGGACAGAUCCGUUAGACAUACUAAAAAUAAUUUAGCCUGCAUUGUGUUAUAGUUUUCUGUUGAGAAAAAUGAUGACUAAGUUGGAUUUCCUUUUGGUUUAAUUUUGGCUCUAUCAAUCACUUCAAAA
This is a messenger RNA of Prunus mume (Japanese apricot), 3719 nucleotides long. RefSeq names its product forkhead-associated (FHA) domain-containing protein. The record is from RefSeq and is a predicted model, not a curated record. NCBI's taxonomy places the organism in Eukaryota, Viridiplantae, Streptophyta, Magnoliopsida, Rosales, Rosaceae. Gene Ontology annotation, cellular component: nuclear membrane. Gene Ontology annotation, molecular function: protein binding.